CUGGUUUUCACCUGAGGACGGCUGCUUGCGUUGUGGCCGAAACGUCGUGAGAAUUGUUUUAUUAUGUUUUAUUUUUAUUAUUUUAUUACUUCCCUUCUACGUGACUUUACCGAAAGAACCAAGAAGAUGAAUCCCUGCAGUCACGAAAGCUUUAAAUCGAAAUGGAGCCUGGUUAUUAAGUUUGGUGAAUGUACUGGUAAUCUAUAUUGUAAACUGUAGCCUGGUUCUUAACCUGAGUGAACGUACUGGCAGUCUAUAAUGUAGAUUUAUUACUGGUUCUUUGAGUAAUAAAAAAACAGGCACACUGCAUGACGCUUCCGCAUGCGCCGGUGACAUCACAGCUCACUUGCCGUGCAAAAUAUAUCCAUUAUUGCGCCCCCUCCCCCCCAUUGUGUACAGUCUGGAAAGUACCGACAUGGCAAAUUUCAAGUUUGUUGCAUAUCGGGAAGUACGCUAAACAUUUUUGAACAGACACACAUAAUCACAACUUUUCCUUUUAUAUAUAUGGAGAUAAACCCCAAUUAUCCAAUCGAAAUUAGGGAUUUCGAUCAGAUCAUUUGGGGGGGGCACGUGCCACCCCCCCCCCCCCACUGGCUCUGCCAGUGUUUGAAAGUACAGUCUGAUCGAACAAUCCCCAUGACCAGAGUGCAAUGUAAUAUUUUGUCAGUAUGUGUGUAUUUUUUCACGAGCUUUAACACAGCCAUUUAGUACAUGUGUAGGACUUAAGAAAACACGCGUCAUGCGUUGGGUUGUGAUACGGACAUGCGGCGGACAGUGAGGGCAAAAUGGGACACGGAACGAGGCGCUAUACUGUUGUUAUUGUGCCAAUUAAAGUGGUAAGGUAAUUAAGGGAGGCCUGCAGGUGUUCGGGGGUAAUCGAGGACGCAGGCCGGUGAUUGGACGAGAGAGAUGGGUGUCGGGAAUUGGCGCCUCGAUGGCUGCAAUAACAACAUCACGUGAGGCUGGGGGCGAAUGGAGGAGCGGGGGAUGAUCUAAUUGGGGCAAAUUGGUUCGGGGAUAAAGGCAAAGAGCGUGGGGAGAAACGGGAGUUGGUUGGUGCUUGGGACAAGAGACAGAGGAAGAGACGUAGCAGCAGACAAGAGAAUAUAGUAUACGGUAGCAGUAGACAAGAGAGUAUAGUAUAAGGUAGCAGUGGACAGAGGGAGAUAGUGUACGGUAGCAGUGGACAAAGAGAAGACAGAGUAUGGUAGCAGCGGAUAAAGAGAAUACAGUAUAGGAUAGCAGUGGAGUAACGGACCUUGGUGGAGAAGCUACGACGGAGUGAGACGGCAGGGAGAACAAAGAGCGACCGAGCUGGGGAGAGAGAGAGAGAGAGCAGAGAGGGAGGUCGCUGGAGAAGAGGAGCAGAGGGAGAGCGAGCGAAGCCAGCGGAGCGAGCGAACGGAGGGACAUGGAGUGAUGUUGAUGGGGAGUUGUGCGUUAGAGAGAAUAGAGGGACAUUGUGUGAUGCCGAUGGAGGAGAUGUGAACUACACGCGUUAAGAAAGAACCGAGAAAGACAAAGAAGCUGUCACGUCAGUACGAGUCCUACACAUGCAGUAGAAAGUACAGUAUCGGUUUUUCAUGUUCAGAUACUGUGUAUAGAUUUCACGAAAUGUAUGAAAAUUCUUAAGCAGUGGCUUUAACAUUUUCCUCCCCAAUUUGCUCGUGAAGUUCAAUUCAGCUCUCUAUGAGAAGCCAUCCAACACAGUCCAGCGACUGCAAGAACUGCUGCCUCCACAUUCCAGUGAUCCAAGGUACUCUUCUACUUUACCGAGUGUUGACAUCCACCAGCAUUUAACAGUACUGCUUUUUUUUUUUUGGAUUGUCAGCCAACACCGGUUACAACCCCAAGUCGAGGUGACUGUGCUGGAUAACGAUGGCAUGGAGGAGUUCUCUGCCACGGUCUCCCCCACAUGCUCGUUGUGCAAUGGCCAGUGGCAUCGCAUCGCAGGUGAGGCGCAGUCUCCGUUCACUGCGACAGCUGCCCCUCUGGUGCCCGGCUCCUGCGUGCACCUUCACUUGAACCCUUGAGUGACUUCUUUGUUCAGAGCCAAAGUCACGACCAAGGCAGUUAAUUUCACUGGAAUGGAUGCUGGCCCGGGAUGCUUAGAGAAGUAGUGUCACGCCACCCUUUCCAAAAUCUCAUCCCUUGUAUUCGUGCUUGUGGAACGUGGACCCACCUAAUGGAACAUCUUCGCCAGCUAGAAAGAUUCACCCUGGCUCCUCUGACAGGCGGCAAGGCUGUGUUGCCUGGGUCAUGUAGACCGUAUGCCCAAACAGAUUUGUUAGGCUGGAUAGAGGGGGAUAAACGGGCAGGGACUAGAGAAGAAAUGGAAUUAUGUGGUACAAGAGGAUAUGGAAGCUGAGUAGACUUGCCAAUGACUGGUACUAGCAGUGUCAAGAUUGUCCUCUGGAGGAGGCUCGUAAAUAACACGACUGGACAGUUGGAGGCAGUCGCCCUCCAACAACAGCAGAGAGGGCAGAGGAGCGAUAUUCACAGUAACGAACGGCGCGCCAGGCGGCUAAAACAUGGCAAGUUGGCACAUUAAGGUGCACAGGUGGUGCAUCUCCCGAUCAUCUCAGUCUGUGAACCCAUGGUACCUGGGUCUGUUCCGUGACCUACCAGCGAGCAUUCGACACCUCACGUGUCCUUAAACUCCUCGGUUGACUCGGCCUCAAAUUAGUACCUGGUGUGGUUUAUAAACAUCGCCACCCACGGCCUAUGAAGGUCAUGCCGGUCUUCAUAGGCUCUGCUCGCUAACAUCACUUUCCCCAACAGCCUGUGAGAUCUACACAGGGAAUCUUUGUCGUUGUUUUGUGUGUGCGUGCGUGCGUGCAUGAGCUCGCGCCCCCGUGUGUGUGCGCAAUUGUGGGAACUCAUUACUCCCCUUCCAACAAGCAAGCCAGCGUCAGGACUCAAUGAGAACAAAGGGUGUUUGCAUGGCAUGAGAGUGGCACUCCCAUAAAUACGAGACCAGAGCACCUGGACACAACUACAGCUGAAGCUCAUCCAGCAGUCACGAUGAAGGCACUGCUCAGCGUCGUCCUCGGUCUUCUCUUCCAGGAGCUCGCUUGCUCCACUUAUCUGGUCCCUGGCGCCUCCACUAACGGCUCCCGGGAUGCGGAGGGCCAGUGCGUGUGUAACGUCUAUCUGCCGGACCCCGUCUUCCCGGCCAACACGGUGGAGCAGCUGCAGCUCAGCACCCAGACGAUUGCCACGGCCGUCACGGUGGAGUCACAGAAGGUGGCAGAGAACCACGCCACGCUGGUGCGCUACACGGCGCUGCUGCGGAACCUGACGGUGCGCGUGGAGCGAAUGGAGCAGGGCCAUGACCGCUACUCAGAGCUGGACUUUGAGCUGCUGCGGGUGGAGAUCAGGGAGAUGGAGCAGCUGGUGCAGCAGCUGAAGCUGGAGGUCUCCAGCGCCACGCUCGAUCGUCUCCACCUCUCGAUCCAGAACGUCAGCGUGGUGGUGAACACGCUGGAGAGGUACGACAGGAACAACGUGCUGCUCAUCCGACGCCAGGUGGACACUCUGCGCAAGCAGCUGCAGGACUGCCAAGAGGAGGCCUCUAAUGCUGGCCAGCCCCCCGGCAGCAAUCCUGGCCAGCAGCCCCCCAUAGGCUCAUGCGUGCACGGUGGCUUGCAGAACGUCAGCACACCAUAUAUUCACAUUCUGAACAUGCAAGGUGCAGCGUUCCAAUAUGGCGCCUUUGGGAAAGACCCACUCCCACUGAAGGGACGUGAGGAUGUGUACUGGGUGAUAACCAGCAAUCAGGUUUACUUUACUGUGAUGCAGAUGUUUGCUAACUACCGGGCACUGCAGACGUAUGUGCUGAUGGAACAAAAGACCCUUUCUUGUGGAUCUGAUUGUGGUUAUGGAAUGGAUGCAGUGAUGUACAAAAAUCACAUGUUUUACAGAUGCUCUACUGGUGUUUCUAUUUGCAAAUAUAACCUGACAGCCUCCACUAUUACCAGAGUAAAUCUCCCCCAAGCGUCAGGAAGCAAUUUGUAUCCUUACCUGGGCUCUACCUAUUCUGAUAUGGAUUUCUCUGUGGAUGAACAAGGUCUGUGGGUCAUUUACUCAGUUGAUGGGAAGUUGUCCCUUGCUUUACUUAAUGAUACUUCCCUUGCUGUUAUCGGCAGCUGGACCACCACGCAGUACAAACCCUCGGUUAGCAAUGGCUUCGUGGUGUGUGGAGUCCUGUACCUCACGCGCACUUCUAGCCUUAAAACUGAGGAGAUCUACUUUGCAUUUGACACCAAAACUAACCAAGAGAGGUUAAUGAGCAUCGUGAUUUCGAAGCCCUUGGAAAAGAUGAGCAGCCUUAACUACAACCCAGCUGAUCACAAGCUGUACAUAUAUAAUCAGGGAUAUUUGGUUACUUAUGAUGUGACCUUUAAACCCAUAUAAUUGAUAACAAUAAUACGUAGUUCUUUAGGGCUUUCAUUGUAUGAGAGCUUCAACAAAUAAAUCUGUAGAGUAUGAUUGAUAGUUGCCAAGGGCAUAUACUGCACCAUGUAAUAUUUCAAAUGAGCGUGCAUCGGUUAUUUGUUUGCCUCAUUUCAAAUAUAUGAUGCUGCACCAUUUGUAGACCUAGACAAACUCCUGGUGUGACAUACAUAGAAAUGAUAUCAAACAAACGUUAUGCUCCAAUUAUGACAACCCAAUGCAUGGAUGCUGUGAAUGUGGCAUUGGUGUUUAUUCAGUUCGGUAUUUGUUGUUGUUAACGUCAUUU
This is a messenger RNA of Lethenteron reissneri (Far Eastern brook lamprey), 4741 nucleotides long. Its product is annotated as olfactomedin-4-like. NCBI's taxonomy places the organism in Eukaryota, Metazoa, Chordata, Hyperoartia, Petromyzontiformes, Petromyzontidae. The record is from RefSeq and is a predicted model, not a curated record. Gene Ontology annotation, biological process: signal transduction.